AUGGGGCUUCUAACCAACAUGGGACCUCACCCAACCUGGGGCUUCUGCCCACCAUGGGACCUCACCAAACUUGGGGCUUCUGCCCAACAUGGAACCUCAUUCGACAUGGAGCUUUUGACCAACAUGGGGCUUCUGCCCACCAUGGGACCUCAAAAAAGGACAGUCAGAGACAGUCAGAGGAAGCCAGAGGCAGACAAAGCGCGUCAGAGACAGUCGGAGAUACUCAGAGUCACUCAGAGACAACUGGAGGUAGUUGGAGACAGUCAGAGACAGUUGGAGAUAGCUGGAGACCGUCAGAGGCAGUUAGAGGCAGACACAGAGAGUCACAGACAGUCAGGGACAACUGGAGAUAGUUGGAGACAGAGGCAGUUAGAGGCAGACACAGAGCGUCAGAGACAGUCAGAGACAACUGGAGAUAGUCAGAGACAACUGGAGAUAGUUGGAGACAGUCAGAGACAGUUGGAGAUAGUUGGAGACAGUCAGAGGCGGUCAGAGGCAGACACAGACUGUCGGAGACAGACAGAGACAGUCGGAGAUAGUCGGAGACAGUCAGAGACAGUCGGAGACAGUCGGAGACAGUCAGAGACAGUCGGAGACAGUCGGAGACAGUCACAGGCGGUUAGAGGCAGACACAGAGCGUCAGAGUAA
Molecule: messenger RNA, 648 nt
Organism: Ictalurus furcatus (blue catfish)
Lineage: Eukaryota; Metazoa; Chordata; Actinopteri; Siluriformes; Ictaluridae
Product: octapeptide-repeat protein T2-like
Exons: 2
Coding region: 1-648 (215 amino acids)
Source: RefSeq, a predicted model, not a curated record